Arachis stenosperma is the source of this 2010-nucleotide messenger RNA. RefSeq lists its product as uncharacterized. Bases 1003 to 1569 code for a protein of 188 amino acids. Gene Ontology annotation, biological process: base-excision repair, gap-filling; DNA replication; nucleotide-excision repair, DNA gap filling. Gene Ontology annotation, cellular component: epsilon DNA polymerase complex. NCBI's taxonomy places the organism in Eukaryota, Viridiplantae, Streptophyta, Magnoliopsida, Fabales, Fabaceae. The record is from RefSeq and is a predicted model, not a curated record. Gene Ontology annotation, molecular function: single-stranded DNA 3'-5' DNA exonuclease activity; DNA binding; DNA-directed DNA polymerase activity. The transcript is spliced from 8 exons.
UUUUUCAUAACAAUGGGCUAAUUAACAAACAGGAGGAGAGAUUGCCUGAAACAGAUAUAGAAGAGAGAGCCCACCGCCGAAACUCUAAACUCGUUGCCGUCGGCAUCGCCGCUUCAGUUCCAAAGGUUUCUGGAAUCGAGCAAAGGCUCCUCUUCCGCCUAUGAGUUCGAGAGAAAGCGCCAUUUUCGUCAACACAUCUCCUCUGCGAACGAGUCCUUGGACUUCAUUUCCAUCCGAUCUGCCUCAGAUCCGCAUUGCUCUCAUCGUUUGUUCGUCUCAGAUCUACGUCGCCAAGGUCUUCCAGCCACUGUUGCUGCUCUUGUUGCAACAUCACACCUCCGCCACUUGCACCGCCUCCGUUCUUGCGCAUAGACGCACAAGAUCGUCGCCGUGAUUACAAGUCCGAAAACUCUGACAUUGGCAUUUUUCUGGGAUUCAAUGAAGUCACAAUUCCAAAUAUUUUCUUAUGAUGUGCUUGCAAAAGCAACUAACCAUUUCGAGAAUUAUGUUGGGAAAGGAGGCUUUGGGAGUGUUUACUAUGGAAAGCUCCCACAAGGAUAUGAGGUAGCAAUCAAACAUUUCCAUGAAAAGAAGGAGAAGACAAAAAAGCAAUUCAUGAGAGAAGUUGAGAUCCUAAGUCUCAUGCGCCAUCAGAAUCUGGUCUAGCUGUAUGGCUGCAGUUCUGAUGACAGUGAUGAACUCCUGUUAGUUUACGAGUAUGUCUCCAACGGUUCUCUAUCAACCUAUCUCCAUUGAAAUUCUGGAAACAAACUACCAUGGGCUACCAAAUUAAAUAUUUCCAUUGAGACUGCUUCUGUUGUAUAUUAAUUUUGGAUUUUUAAGUUUUAAAAUGGCAAAACUUGUGGAGAGCAUAUUUUUGGGCAAGAGAUAUGUAGGUAUAAUGUUGCUGUGAAAUGUGCUACUAUAACUCCUGUGGCAACUUAUUACCUAUAUACAACUUAUGUUCAUCCCUUUAUUUGCUCCCUUGCUACUAUUAUACUCAUGUCACCAGAUGAAGUCUUGCACAAAGGCAAUGGGACCCUCUGUGAAAUGUUACUCAUGGUUCAGGCAUACAAAGCAAAUGUUAUAUGUCCUAACAAACACCAAUCCGACAAAGAGAAAUUUUAUAGCAAUCAUCUUCUUGAGAUUCUUGCGCUUUACAGGUUUUGGUGGGGAGGAUUUUGGAAGUGGCUUCAGCUUGAUCAACAUUUCUUGGAGCCGAGGGACUAUUCUCUCUACUAUUCUUUUCUUGAUCAUAACUGCUUCCAUUCUUCUUCUUUGGAGACUCGGACUUCUCCAACAAAGAAAGGAAGCCUCCUCUCCGAUCUCAGCACCGUUUGUGGCCAAUCGAAGAUCCAUGAACUGUCUUGGCACUGCGUCUUGCUUCUUCUCCUCUUCCUCCUCCUCUGGCUUGUGUUGUUGCAUCAAAGCCACCACCUUGCAUCUGCAGGGCCUUGUAUUCUGCUGUUACACAAUCUAGCCUCUCUCUCCAUUGAUUCUCCGCCUUCAUUCGCUCCAACUCUACCAGAAUAUAAUUGUCUGAUCAGGGAUGGGUCUUUUUUCGUGUGAAUUUGGUGAGAUGAUGUUGUCAACAACGAAUUGAUCGCUGCUCGUGUUGGUAGUAAGAAGAUUCAGACCAGUCUGAAAUAAUGAAUGAAAAUUGAAAAGCUUCGGAUACGUAAUUUAGAAGUAAAGACAUGGUAUUGGUAUGCAUCGUCAAUUUUAAUAUCUUUGUUCUAUGAUACAAAAUCUGAUUAAAUUGUAGAUGAUAAUGUUGUAUUCUUAAUUUUCUAUAUUAAUGAUACUACUGGUUGGGAAUGCUUGCAACAACCCUUCAUGUCAUGGCAAUGUGUCUUAGGAUAUGUCACUAGGAUUGGUUUAUAGCCUAAUUUGUUGUAAUAUAGUUAUAAGCUUGUAGCAUUUUUUAUUAUUUAGAUUUGUAACAUGAGUUAUUAGAGAAACUUGUGUAUCAACAUUUUGAGUUUAAUGAAAUAUUUCAUUUUAUAGUAA